This is a messenger RNA of Drosophila suzukii, 827 nucleotides long. RefSeq names its product Odorant-binding protein 49a (gene Obp49a). Lineage: Eukaryota; Metazoa; Arthropoda; Insecta; Diptera; Drosophilidae. Gene Ontology annotation, molecular function: odorant binding. The record is from RefSeq and is a predicted model, not a curated record.
UUUUUUGACCGUUCGGUGUGUUCUAUAAAUUGAGGGCCCAGGUCGGUGGGAGAAUCAGUUCUACAUUGAGCCGCCAACCGAAAAUGCUUUCGAAAUCGCAACUAUUACUGCUCGUUGUAGGGUUCUGCCUGAAUGCAGCCGUUUCUGCUGACGUGGACUGCAGCAAGCGACCAUCGUUUGUGAAUCCCAAAACCUGCUGUCCCAUGCCGGAUUUCGUAACCUCCGAGUUGAAGGAGAAGUGCAUCCAGUUUAACGUUACCGCGCCGCCACCAACGGAUGGGGAGGCCAGUGGGUCCUUCGAGAGCAAGCGUCGCCACCAUCAUCCUCACCCACCACCGUGCUUCUUCUCCUGCAUCUUUAACGAGACUGGCAUCUACCAGAACCGGAAUCUGGAUCAGGACAAGCUGGAGAGCUAUCUGCAGGUGGUGUUCAAGGACAGCUCCGAUCUGCAGACCGCGGCCACACAGGCCUUCACCACCUGUGCCACCAAGGUGGUAGAGUUCGAGGCCAACUUGCCUGCUCGUCCCGCACCUUCUCCGCCACCCGGAAUGCCCUUCUGCCCUCAUGACGCCGGCCAUCUCAUGGGCUGUGUGUUCCGUAAUCUUAUGAAGAACUGCCCGGACUCGAUUCGAAAUGAUUCCCAAGAGUGCAGCGACAUGAAGGAGUUCUUCACCAAGUGCAAGCCCCCACGUGGUCCUCCUCCGUCCACCGAAGAUGUGUAACGCACCCAAGGAACCCUCUUUGUCUGAAAGCCCGCAAUAGAUAUACCUCCGCAAGCAGAACAUUAAAUAUUUUUCAAUUUACCCCAAUAAACAUUUAAAGCUCAA